Messenger RNA from Crotalus tigris (Tiger rattlesnake), 3659 nucleotides. It is a transcript of the gene SHC1, whose product is annotated as SHC adaptor protein 1. NCBI's taxonomy places the organism in Eukaryota, Metazoa, Chordata, Lepidosauria, Squamata, Viperidae. Gene Ontology annotation, biological process: intracellular signal transduction; cell surface receptor protein tyrosine kinase signaling pathway. Gene Ontology annotation, cellular component: plasma membrane. The coding region runs from base 689 to 2458 and encodes 589 amino acids. The transcript is spliced from 12 exons. Gene Ontology annotation, molecular function: receptor tyrosine kinase binding. The record is from RefSeq and is a predicted model, not a curated record.
UUGACAGGGAGCCUGGUGGGCUGCUAGCCGUCCCUCCCCCUGCUGCCACCCCCUCCUUUGCGUUGGAGGCGUUUGAUGCCCCCUCCCCUCGGCACAGAUAACAUAUCGACCCGGUCCGAGAGGCCUGCGUUGGAGCUGAGCAUCUGAGAGAGAAUAAGGACCUGGCGGGUGUUGGAAGGCCACCGAGGCAGGCAGAAGUUCAACAGGCAGUGCUGCAGCUUGAGGGAAUGCCCAGGAGCGUCUAACACAGCCCUGCAGGGGUGUAGCGUCAGCCGCGGACUAGAAACUUCAUCCUCUUCCUCUCCAGGGCUGGAGACAGGCAGACGUUCCACAGGUGGCGCGACAGGAGUUUCUGAAACAGCCCUACAGGGACUGUAGAUUAGAAACCGCCUCAUCUUCCUCUCCGGAUCUGCGUGGGGUUUACCGGUCAUCGGAUGGGAUGGAUAACGGGUUCCAGUUGGGUUAAGAUGAUGGCUUGCUGAAUUUGGACAGGGGGCGCCCCAAUUUGGGGGCAUCCCUGGUGUCCGCGACAGGGGAGAAGCAGGUGCUUGGCAUGCCAGCAGGGACUUGACAAGACGCCAGCUUGGGAUCUGUUGGGACUUUCGGGGGGUCUUGACCCCCAUCACCGUCGCGUUUGCCUCCUCUUCCUCUUCUUCCUCUCCGCCAGCCUGCAGCUCCCCCCCCCCAAAUGGAUCUCCUGCCGAAAAGCAAAUACACCCACUUGCAGGACGAAUCUCCGCCUUCGCUGGACGACAGGACCCCCGUGUCCGAGGGGUUCCCCUCUCCUGAUCCUACCCCGCUGCUGACCGGCUCUCUGUCCUCAUCGUCCCUCAGCCCCAUGCUGCCUGUGGGGGACCCCGAAUCGGAGGCCAGCCCCACCACGCUCUGCUCCUUCUUCCCCAAAAUGGCUAACCUGAAACUCUCCCACCCGGCUUCCUUGCUGAACCUCCGGGCCUUUUCCCGAGAGACGGGGGUCCCCGAAGACUCUCCGGGAGGUGCCGCCUCCGCCUCGUCGGACUCAACAGGCGUUGUUGGUCUCUAUCCCCAGGAUAUGAACAAACUGAGUUGCGGGAAGAAGAUGCGAGUGGAAGGCGGCCAGCUGGGCGGCGAGGAGUGGACGCGGCACGGGAGUUUUGUGAACAAGCCCAGCCGGGGUUGGCUGCACCGGGACGACAAGGUGAUGGGUUCCGGAGUCUCCUACCUGGUCCGGUACAUGGGUUGUGUGGAAGUGAUGCAGUCCAUGCGGGCCCUUGACUUCGGCACCAGGACCCAAGUCACCAGGGAGGCGAUAGGCCUGGUGUGUGACGCGGUGCCCAGCACGAAGGGAGCCGUGCGCAGGAGGAAGCCCUGCGGCCGGGCACUCAACUCCAUCCUGGGCAAGACCAAUCUGAAGUUCGCCGCCAUGCCCAUCACCUUGACCAUCUCCACCAGCAGCCUCAACCUCAUGGCGUCCGACUGCAAGCAGAUCAUCGCCAACCAUCAUAUGCAGUCCAUUUCAUUCGCUUCCGGAGGGGAUCCGGAUACGGCGGAAUACGUCGCUUACGUUGCCAAAGACCCUGUCAAUCACAGAGCUUGCCACAUCCUGGAAUGUCCGGAGGGAUUAUCCCAAGACGUCAUCAGCACCAUUGGACAGGCGUUCGAAUUGCGCUUCAAGCAGUACCUUAAAAACCCACCUAAGCUCGUCACGCCUCACGACAGGAUGGCCGGAUUUGACGGCUCCGCGUGGGACGAAGAGGAAGAGCCGCCCCCCGACCACCAAUACUACAACGAUUUCCCGGGAAAGGACCCCCCCUUGGGGGGACUGCUCGACCUGCGCUUGCGGGAAGGGGCUGCUGCGGCUCAGACCCCCAACAAUUUGGGAGCCACCUUGCCUGUCGGACAAGUGGCUGCUGGGGACUACAAAUCCAAGAAGCCACAUUCGGUCGCACAAGGCAGGGAUCGGGGCCCGCCUGGGCGCCCAGAAUUCUUGGUGGACCCUUCCUACGUGAACGUGCAAAAUUUGGAGAAGUUGCAGCCGGGCCUCCAGAGCGUGACCUCCAACGGCAGCAUCCAGAGAGAUCUCUUUGACAUGAAGCCUUUUGAGGACGCCUUGAGGGCACCGCUGCCGCCCGCCACUCCUCCCUCCCACCCGCCAGCGAGCAUGGAGGAGCAACUCCGCCGGGAACCAUGGUAUCACGGACAGAUGAGCCGGAAAGAGUCGGAGAAGCUGCUGCAAGCCAACGGGGAUUUCCUGGUGCGAGAGAGCACCACCACGCCGGGCCAGUAUGUGCUCACCGGGCUGCAGGGAGGACAGCCAAAACACCUGCUCCUUGUCGACCCGGAAGGAGUGGUCCGGACGAAGGACCACCGCUUUGAAAGUGUCAGCCACUUGAUUAGCCACCAUAUGGACAAUCGGUUGCCCAUCAUCUCGGCCGGCAGCGAGCUGUGCCUACAGCAGCCCGUCGAGCGGAGACCGUGAGCAGAACAACCGGAGUCACAUCACUACAAGCGCCCUUCUACCGGGAUUCCUUCGUGUCUUUUUUCUCCCUGGAAAAACAGCUUCCAGAAAUGGGCUGUUUCCUCUGCCAAAGCAUCCUCCGGGCUUGAAGGGAACUUGGAGGAGCACCAAAACCCAACAUGUCCCCCCAGACCACCUCGCUAUAUCUUGCCAUGGCCCGGCUCUUUCUUGUCGCUGCACAGUUGCCGUCCAGCCAACACGCUAGUCCUCAAAGAGAGCGGUCUAGCCUCAGUUGUGUUGACAGUGCUGGGAUGAAGUCAUUUUCAGAUUUCACCUCGAACAAUUUUUUUUUUUUUUUACCCCUCCACUAACUGAACAGCGAGACGGUCUUUGCCACACAGCGCCUUGUUGAGUUUUCUGCCGGGUGCAGCCGAUGCCAAAGAAAUCAAGGGGGUUCUUUUCUGGGAGAUUGCGUUUAAAGCACAAAAAGGGAAAAAUAGGGGCAAUUCACUCGGGUCUGGGAUGGAGAAGCCUCUCUCUUCCCUUGCCCAUAGACCCCGCUCAUUCACUUUAUAUAUCUUCUGUUGUGUGCCUUGAACCUUUUUUCAGGUCAGAUUUUAUGCAAAAUUCCUCUUGCUCUGCAACGUCUGUCGCGGCGCUGCCUGUUUUGGGGGGAGGGGGCUAUAAGAUGGAGAAAGAGGCAAUCAUUGAUCACCCGCCUCUUUCUGAUCCAUCAUGGAUUCCCCAUAAUUUAUCCCCUUCUUUUCUCCCCACCCACAAAAGCCCAGGCUAAGCAAUGGAGACCCCCCCUCCCCAAUCUGGAUUGAGGGAUGGUUUCCCUGAAUUAUGGAAAGAGAACCCAAAACUGAAGGUUUUGGAGCUUCCCCCCUAAAAAAACUGAAAAGGGAAAGACAAAAGAUUGGGUUUAGUCUUUCCAGCGCUGUGGCUGGUUUUCUUCCCAGUCUCUCUCCCCCCCCCCCCCGGUUCUUGUGUACAUAAGUUUGAUCACGUGGUGUUGCAUGUAUAUUGUUAUACUCAGAAGCCAAUGUGUGGCUUUACUCUCUUAUCAUUGUGCCUGUCCCCGCCACUCUGCGGGACCCCCCAAAUCCACCUCAGCCCCCUCCUCUCCACGUCCUUUAUACAGAGUUUGUAUUGGUUUGAUUUUCUCUCGAUUAUACCAAAGGAAAUCAAAUAGUUAUUAUUAAAGGUUGGUAUUUCUUUA